Eriocheir sinensis (Chinese mitten crab) is the source of this 1664-nucleotide messenger RNA. Its product is annotated as aggrecan core protein-like. The coding region runs from base 334 to 1425 and encodes 363 amino acids. The record is from RefSeq and is a predicted model, not a curated record. NCBI's taxonomy places the organism in Eukaryota, Metazoa, Arthropoda, Malacostraca, Decapoda, Varunidae. The transcript has 5 exons.
CUGUCGGCCACGUGGGAGGUGGGAGCGGCGAGGCGGGGCGGGCGCGGCUCCACCCUCCAACAGAAGUCACAUGACGAAGGGAGAGGGCAGAGUGGAGCGUCUCGUCUCGUUGGUCUCGUCCUGCUCCACCACAGCGUCGUGACACCCCGACGUUCGCGUGAGGUGACAAGGCAAGCAUAAAGGUGAGCCCCGAGGGGAGAAGACACACGUGAACACUUUAAACCCCAAGAAGGAGUGCCCAAGGGUGUUGUAUUGCGCCGGGGCAGGCAGUGGACUAGAGUGCAGGACGUGACACAUACACAAAUCACUAUAUAGGCCUACCCUGUGGCAGCCAUGUGGUGGAAGGCCCCUGUGGUAAUGGUGCUGGCGCUGUGCUGGGCCGCCCCCGCUAGCACGGCAGAAAUGGGGGAGGAACCGGAUAUCUGCGCCAUGACGGACGUGCUGGUGGCCAUGAAGAAGCUCCUCGUCCUCCUGAGCACAGAGAUCCGUGACCUCCGACAGCAAGUGAAGACGAGCUGCCAGGCCGGUGAUGGCGCUGUGGGGAACGACACCAGCCCCGCUACGACAGCAGAGAGCCUCGAUGGAGAUGAGCCCCUGGCACUGGAGGACACGAAGCCCGAAGAGGCCAACUCCACCGAGCACACGGAUGAUGACGAUGACUUUGGGGUCGACCUCGACGAUACCUUCACUGUGGAGGUUGAGAAGGAGGAGAAAGAGGAGGACUUCAACUAUGAUGACGUGGAGGAAAACCCCGUCAGCGAGGUCAUCACGGGUCUGGCCAACUGGUGGGACAACUUCUCGCCCUUCGCCCCCGAGCCAGCGACCACUCCGGCCUCUCCCACGACCCAACCCGACGAGGAUGAGGACAAGGACAAGGACCAGUACGAAGAGGAAGAGGAGGAUGUAGUGGAUGCUGACGAAGAUGACGACGAUGACCUCGCACUCCCAACACAGAGACCGCUCAGACCGAGGCCCACUACUACGACCACCACCACGACCACACCUCUGCCAUACACGCUACCACCAGCGCCGACCUGGUGUCCCUCGCCCUUCCAGUUGCUGGCUGACGGCUGCUAUCUGGUGGUCCACGACUCUAGGGAGUGGAGGUCAUGGGGCGAGGCCUAUGCUUUCUGCCAGAGCUACCGCGGCGAACUGGCUGCCCCCUGGAGACUACCACAGCUUCAGGAGUACCUAUCCCCCCGCUUCUCCGAUGCCUUCUGGGUGGGUGCCCGCUUCGUGUCAGCUGGCCAGAAGUGGGAGUGGCUCACCGGCAGGAGGGUGGAGCAGGGCGAGUGGAGGCCAAGCCAGCCACACAGGAACCCUGGCAAGAAGUGUGUCUUCCUCGACAAGUGGUCUGGCUAUCGGGCGAACAACUUCUUCUGUGGGGAGAAGUACCCCUUCAUCUGUGAGAGCAAGGCAACUUAGUCUGGCCCGGGUGGCUGCAGCCUGACCGUGGCCACAAACUCUUUGUCAACAGUAUAAUGCUGUUCUGGGGUCAUUCUUUGUCAUUUAAUUUUCUGGAAUAGGUGAAUUAAACUACUGUUAAGGGGUAUGUCUCAAAUGGCAUGAGUAAAAUAUUUUUAUAUUAAGGCAGUAAGAAACUUUUAAGUUUAACUCUUAUUUGCCAACAUUGUUGGAAAUUCCAAAUAAAACAGUAAACCGUA